UGGGGGUGGGUCGAGGGUGCUCGGCCGCGGUGGCAAGCGCGCGGGGGCGCGAGAGUGAGUUGGAGGGAUGCGAGAGAGGAGGGAUGCCAGGCCGCCCGCCGCCGGUUCACCCUCACUAACCCGCGGCUCGCUCGACUCUUCAGUGCGGCCUGAACGGUUAACCGGCCUACUUCUCUCUCUCCUCCUGCGCUUCGCCGCUCUGGUCCCGCCGCUGCCAGCCCUCGUCGUCGUCCUCGUCGUCGUAGUCGUCGUCGUCGUCGUCGUCGCGACGUCGUUACACCACCACCACCACCGUCGUCGUCGUCGUCAUCGUCGUCAUCGUCAUCGUCGUCGUCCUCGUCACCGCACUGUGGGGCCUGCUCGAUCGGUGUCCCCGACGUCGCUCGUCGAUGUGACAUCGCGAGAGGAACGCGAGACAAGAAACGCCAGAGAGGAUUCUCUCGCUCUAUCCUUCUGCCUUUCUCUCUCUUUCUUUCCUUUUUCUUUCUCUCUCUCUCUCUCUCUCUCUCUCUCUCUCUCUCUCUCUCACCGUCCGCGAGCGGCUCGCAGCCUCCGCAGCAAGUUCGCCGCCGCUGCGGACAGCCGGCCUAAAAGAAGAAGAGAAGAGGACACAUACACAUACACUGUUCGCGCACACACGGGGGUGGUUUUUCCUCGCGCGGCAGUGGUGCUCGGGACUGUGACUCGAUCUCGCUCGUGAGUAAACGGGAGAGUUACGACACUCGGAGGAGAUCGCUCUCGCUCACGCUUCUCCCCCUCUCCCUCUCCCUCUCUCUCUCUCUCUCUUUCUCUCUCGCUGUCCUUCUCUUUCUCUGUCUCUCUCCCUCUCGUCGACGCUGACGACGACGUUUCGCCAACGGACGACGACGAACGGACGCUACCCCGCUCCACCGCGGGAAGCCAGACGAACGAUGCUCCACGAACGAAGAAUGUAGACGGGACAGGGGGAGGGCAAGCGGAUCUGCCUGUCGCGGAUUCGGAGGAGGACAUCGCCGCCGUCUGAAGUCUAAUCGCCUCGAGCCGCGUCGAGCACCUUCCUCGCGUCUUCCUCGCUCCGAACAGGCACGAUGUCGAGAAACCCAAGUUCCUGGCGGACCGGCUCCGGCAGACUGGAGGCCCUGUUGGUGCUGAGCCUGUUCCUGCUCCUCGUCCUGCAGCCGGAUCCUUGCCGCGGCUCGCCGUCCCACCGGAGCAGGCAUCACGAGCACGAGUUGCACUCCGCGCAAGAGACGUCGUCGCACGAGGACACCAGGAGUUCCAGGUCGAGCGAGGAGCUGCCGCGACCGGCCGCCCUCGUCGGCUCUGACGAUCCGCUGGUGGUGCGCACUAGAAAGGGCAUGGUCCGCGGCAAGACCAUGGCCGCGAAAACCGGCAAGAGCGUCGACGCUUGGUUCGGCAUACCCUACGCUCAGAAACCUGUCGGCCCGCUGAGGUUUCGCCAUCCGCGGCCUGCCGAGCGCUGGUCGGGCAUACUGAACGCGACCACCCUGCCGAACAGCUGCGUACAGAUCUUGGACACGGUGUUCGGCGACUUCGCCGGCGCCACCAUGUGGAACCCGAACACGCCGCUGAGCGAGGACUGCCUGUACGUGAACGUGGUGGCGCCGCGGCCCAGGCCUAGGAACGCCGCUGUCAUGGUAUGGAUAUUCGGUGGUGGCUUCUACUCCGGCUCGGCCACCCUCGACGUGUACGACCACAAGACCAUGGUCUCGGAAGAGAACGUGAUCGUAGUGUCGAUGCAAUAUCGCGUAGCCAGCCUCGGCUUCCUGUACUUUGGCACGUCCGACGUGCCCGGUAACACCGGUCUCUUCGAUCAGAUGAUGGCUCUGCAAUGGGUGCGCGACAACAUCGCCGCGUUCGGCGGCAAUCCCGAGAACGUGACGCUCUUCGGCGAGAGCGCUGGCGCGGUCUCCGUCUCCUUGCACCUCCUGUCCCCGCUGUCCAGGCACCUGUUCAACCAAGCCAUCAUGCAGUCGGGCUCGGCGACCGCGCCAUGGGCGAUAAUCUCGCGCGAGGAAUCGAUCGUGCGCGGCAUUCGGCUGGCCGAGGCGGUCGGUUGCCCGCACGAUCGUCACAAUCUGCGCGAGGUGAUCGACUGCUUGUUGACGAAGGACGCGGAGGAGCUGGUCAAGAACGAGUGGGGCACCCUCGGGAUCUGCGAGUUUCCGUUCGUCCCGGUGAUCGACGGCGCGUUCCUCGACGAGACGCCCCAGCGCUCGCUCGCCACGACCUCCUUCAAGAAGACCAACAUCCUGAUGGGCUCCAACACCGAGGAGGGCUUCUACUUUAUCAUCUACUACCUGACGGAGCUAUUUCGCAUCGACGGCACCGAGGACGUGAAGGUGACGCGCGAGCAGUUUAUCAGCGCCGUCUCCGAGCUGAAUCCCUACGUGAGCCAGAUCGGCCGUCACGCCAUCAUUUACGAGUACAGCGACUGGCUGCACCCGGACGAUCCGCACUCGAAUCGCGACGCCCUCGACAAGAUCGUCGGCGAUUACCAGUUCACUUGCAACGUCAACGAAUUCGCCGGCCGUUACGCUGACACCGGGAACGUUGUCUAUAUGUACUACUACAAGCACAGAUCUAGGAACAAUCCGUGGCCGCGAUGGACCGGAGUCAUGCACGCCGACGAGAUAAGCUAUAUCUUCGGGGAACCGCUGGACCCAUCCAAGGGCUACACGCACGAGGAGGUGCUCCUCUCGAAGAGGAUGAUGAGAUACUGGGCGAACUUUGCGAAAACGGGGGAUCCGAACAUCGACGAGAGCGGCGAGCUGUCGCUGGCUUACUGGCCGUCGCACACAGCCACGAAUAAAGAGUACCUGACCUUGGACCUCAACAACACGGAGAUCGGCAGCGGUCCCAGAGUGAGGCAGUGCACCUUCUGGAAGAAGUAUCUGCCGCAGCUGCUCGGCGCCACGUCGAAACUGGAUGUCGGGUCCAAGGAGACGUGCGGCAGCACGAGCCUCGCCGACUCCGGCGCGACCCGGAUACUCCUGAUCUUGAGCCUGUUAUUGACCGGCCUCACUACUCUGCCUCACAUCCAGCACGACGUCAGAGGUAUCGUUUAGCUCCCGGCCGCCGCCGCCGCUGGAUCGGUGGUCGGCCGUCGAGCCGCCGUCCUAGCCCCGUCGAGCAGCAGAAGCAUCAGCAUCGGCAUCGGCAGCAGCAGCAGCAGCAGCAUCAGCAUCAGCAGCAUCGGCAUCAGCAACGGCGCUCUGCCGUUUCUUCCCUGAAGAAGAGGACGAACGCGAACACGAACAAACGAAUGAACGAACGAACGAACGAACGAACGAACGAACGAAUGAACGAACGAUCGGGAAGACGACGGCACCGUGCGAGAAACAGACAUAUCAAUAGUAGAAGAGUGCUCGAUCGCCGGGGGAUCGACGAUGAAUAAAAGAAAAAAAAACCACACACACACGCGCCCGCGCCUAUAAGAGAGAUCUCGCUCGGUCGGAAACUAUGGGGGGACGAGGGUGGCCCCAGGGGGGGCCCGGGGUGGAAUCGAGUUCGAGUAGUAUCCACGCGCGUAACCGGGGAAACGAGAGAUCCAAGAAAGAGAGAGAGAGAGAGCUAAGCGACGAUCGACGAUCCGACGACGUUGAGAGGUAAGAAGGGGGAAAUGAACUGACGAUGAGGUUCCAAUGUAGCGAACGAUCGAAGUGGAGACGAGACGAUGGCUCGAAACUAUCGGCGAAACUACGCCGACAGUUUUAAUUGAGCUAAUUAUAGUUCCUACGAGUCACUCCGAGGUCUGAGGUCUCUUCCUCCGUUGAACGCAGGCGCGACAGAGCGGUGAGAAUUCGACAGAUUCGAAAGUCCACCCGAAAGCACCGAGUAUCCGAAAAUCGCGAGAACGUAGGGAUUCGAAAGCACGAACUGGAAGUUCGCAAAAAUUCGAAAUUCCAAGAAUUCGAUAAACGAGAAUCCAACAAUGAAAUUCUGCAAGCCGCAAAAAUCCGAAAAAAAAAAAUCGUAGGGAUUCGAAGAAAGAUAUAUGCGUCCGGAAAUUCGAAGAGAUAACUCAGGUACUCGCGAGCGCGCGGGAGAGCUUGGGGCACCCCGGAAGCUCGUAUACGACACGAGCGCGCGGAUUCAUCGCGUCGUAAAACCGUCGUUACGCCAUCGGCCUCUAGCUCUCCCACGUCGAUCCCGAUACUCCAUCCUGGGACACGAACGGCGCGCGUAAUAUACCACCCCGCCGUAUAUCCGUUAUGUGGGUCACCGUCGCGGGGGGGGUUUAUGAGCACGAAUCGCCGCGUCGCGUCGCGUUUAUCGUGACGUUAUCCCGCGGGACAAGGCGAUUCACGAUGUAUAUAUCGGACGUUAGAAGCAUCGGACGGGUGAUCGAAACGCGUCCGGGGUAAGAGCGUAAUUUCUCCCGAGCUUUACCGGAUCCGCGAAUAGCUUCCGUUGCGAGAUGUCGAGAUUCACGUCAAAGAGAAGAGAGAGAGAGAGAGAGAGAGAAAAAAAGAUCUCCAAGAAUCCUCGAGAGGCGCGUAUCUGCGCCUGUCUCAUCUCGUCGAAGGAAAUCUGACACGGCAAGAUAACGCAGAAUCGAUAACGAUCGAAUCGCGUUUCGUGAAUAUCAGAUAUCCGACACGAUGUUAUUGUUCGUACGCCAUCAAUUCCGUAUCAAGACACUCGACCCUCGCGCGUAUUUUUCUUUAUUAUUAGCUCGAUACCUCGUACGAGGAUCUUUUUAUCGCGGCAGGGGAGCUAUCUUUCAAGGGACGAGGAAAUCCGGAAACGCGCGUAGAUAUUUCGACGUAGGAUUAGGAGUUCAUUUGGCAAGGAAUAGAAUGUUAUUUCCUCCUCGUUCGUCGCGAUGAUGCCUCACAGCAGUCUCGCAUUCGCGUCUAACAGCCGACGAAGAUGAGCGCAGCGCCGCGUAAAAUUGCCUCUGGCCCCCCGAGCGACAGGCCGAUUACGACUCUGCAAUUCGUAUUCGUUUACCUUCGCAUCCGCCGUUUCCCGCCGCUGUGUAUGUGUUACGUACGUAUCUACGCGCGCGGCAAAGUGGUGAAAUGGGGUCCGCAAUUCGAUCUAUACGGUCCGAUACGCGCGCCCGACUCGCGACUCUACGCGUCGCAGCAGUCGAUCGCGUUCGUGAAAGACA
This is a messenger RNA of Solenopsis invicta (red fire ant), 5119 nucleotides long. RefSeq names its product acetylcholinesterase. NCBI's taxonomy places the organism in Eukaryota, Metazoa, Arthropoda, Insecta, Hymenoptera, Formicidae. The transcript has 9 exons. Gene Ontology annotation, cellular component: plasma membrane. The record is from RefSeq and is a predicted model, not a curated record. Bases 1068 to 3068 code for a protein of 666 amino acids. Gene Ontology annotation, molecular function: acetylcholinesterase activity. Gene Ontology annotation, biological process: choline metabolic process; acetylcholine catabolic process.